UGGGAUGGGUCGGUUGCAAAAGAUUCUCAUUCCAUUUCUGGGAUUGGUUUUGGCCUUCUGGUUCUAUUCUGCGAGGGACACUUUCAAUCCGGAGAUGCUGCGGGGCAAGCGGGUGAUCGUGACAGGAGCCAGCACGGGCAUCGGGGAGCAGAUGGCUUAUCACCUGGCACGGAUGGGGUCCCACAUCCUCGUCACGGCACGGACAGAGGCCAAGCUGCAGAACGUGGUGCAGCGGUGCCUGGAGCUGGGAGCAGCCUCGGCACGCUUCGUCAGCGGCACCAUGGAGGACACAGCCUUCGCCCAGCACGUGGUGAGGGAGGCACAGACCUCGCUGGGAGGCCUUGACAUGUUGAUUCUCAACCACGUUGGUGCAUCCUACUUUGGCUUUUUUGAUGGGGAUGUGGAGCACGUCCGAAAGCUCCUGGAAAUCAACUUCCUCAGCUACGUGGCCAUGACCACGUCAGCCCUUCCCAUGCUGAAGGAGAGCGAGGGCAGCAUUGUGGUGGUUUCAUCCAUGGCAGGUAAAGUCGGGUUUCCCUUUACCGUCCCCUACUCUGCGACUAAGUUUGCCCUGGAUGGAUUUUUCAGCUCCCUGAGGCAGGAAUUCACCAUUCAGAGCAUUAAUGUUUCCAUCACGCUCUGCAUCCUCGGCUUCAUCGACACCGAGCGCGCAGUGCGCGCUGCCGCGGAGGUUCUGCAGGAGCGGCCGGCUCCGCGGGACGAGUGCGCUCUGGAGAUCCUCAAGGGCGCAGCGCUGCGCCGGAGGGAGCUCUACUAUCGCUACAGCUCCACACGGCUGCCGCUGCUGCUGCGGGACUGCGCCGCAGAGCUCCUGGAUUACCUGGUGCGGAGCCGCUACCGCCUGCCCGCGCCCCCCGGCGCCCCCCGCCCGCCGCACUGA
Molecule: messenger RNA, 901 nt
Organism: Cinclus cinclus
Lineage: Eukaryota; Metazoa; Chordata; Aves; Passeriformes; Cinclidae
Gene: HSD11B1
Product: hydroxysteroid 11-beta dehydrogenase 1
Exons: 6
Coding region: 5-901 (298 amino acids)
Biological process (GO): steroid catabolic process
Cellular component (GO): intracellular membrane-bounded organelle; endoplasmic reticulum membrane
Molecular function (GO): steroid binding; 11-beta-hydroxysteroid dehydrogenase (NADP+) activity
Source: RefSeq, a predicted model, not a curated record